Molecule: messenger RNA, 2553 nt
Organism: Leishmania braziliensis MHOM/BR/75/M2904
Lineage: Eukaryota; Euglenozoa; Kinetoplastea; Trypanosomatida; Trypanosomatidae
Product: tyrosine phospatase-like protein
Exons: 1
Coding region: 1-2553 (850 amino acids)
Molecular function (GO): phosphatase activity
Source: RefSeq, a predicted model, not a curated record
AUGAGCUCUCCGCCAGUCCAGCAGCACUCGAUGUGGACGCGCCGAGGGAACAACAAACAUGACCCCGCCGCUGCUCUCUUUGAGGAGAUGAGCCAUGCAGCGCGGACGGGGGGCUGCGCGGGUGCUUUGCAAGCGUCUUCGCCCGUGGCGACACCGCUGACGCACGGGCAGCACUUGCGUGGCGGUCGCUACGGCAGUGCCAUUGCUGAGGCCUCGACGUCUCAACCUCCAUUCAGCACAGGCCUGUCGCCGCAGGCAGCUACAACAGCCACGACAGCCACGACAGCCUCGUUACCCAGCAGCGGUCACAGGUCGCUGCCAUUAGUGCCGCCGGCCCCCCUCUUCCCGACGUCGUCCGCGGCGGCCCCGUACUUCUACGUACGCCCCCUUGGUUCUCGGCAGGCGGCGGUGGGCCAGCACUACUUGAAUCGCGAGAGUCGUGGUGGCAGUGAUCUGGUAGUGGCAACACAGACGACACACGCAUGGGGCCCACUGACGCCAUCCUCAGCGUGCUCGUCCCCGUCGUCCCGGUGCAACUCGCUGCCAGGCUUUGCGAAUGUCGUUCACUGCGGUGCCCCGCUCAACAUUGAAAGCGGCACGGGGCACAAUAGCCCAGCCUCUCCGUCAGCGCUGUCGCAGUCGUUCGGCGUUCCCACUGGGCUCGGCAACGGCGUUGGAAACGGCGCACAAGGGGGAUCGCAUCUAGUGACGCCCACUGCCACGCGUGGCACCUCCGCUGCUGCUGCUGCUGCGCCGGUAGCAGCACCCGUGUACGUGUGGCAUAACUCGAGCUCGAUGGCAGGAGCAGCGCCAUGGCUGCGCUUGCGUCGGCCCGCCAGCGUUGCUGCCUCACCGACGACGUCGCCGUGCGCCUCUGCAACCUGUGUAGGAGGGCGGCGGGGAUCGGCGGCAACAGCGGCGGCCGGCAGCGGCGUGAGGACGCCACAGAAUCCAGUCAGUAGCGGCGCAGGCAUGCUGGCGUUGCCGCCGCAUCCCAGUAACCUACUGGCGCUGCCCGAACACGCGCACUUCAGCACCGUCUUUGGGGCAGCUGACGAGGAUACCACCCAGCAGAGCCCUAGACUCAGCCUAACGGGGAAAGACGCUGGUGGUGGUAGUGUGCCCGCCAUGACAAGAGUUCACUCAUACUCGCACCAGCAACAGCAGCUUCUCAGCGAUCAUCUCUCCGGUGUCGGCGGCGCUUCGUGCACGCUGUCUGCGCCCCUGCCUCUUACCCUUGUCCCGCCACUGCGCUUUGCACGCGUGGAGGCUGGUGUGUACCGCGGCGCCUACCCCGUCCUGCGCAACUUUCCAUAUAUCCGGCGGCUGCGUCUGCGCACGAUUGUGUCGCUCAUUCCCGAGCCUCCCACGUACGAUCUCAAGUGCUUUGCGGAGGCGGAGCACAUCCAGCUGCAUCACAUCCAAGCCGAACGCGCCAAGGGCGAGGUGCAGCUGCUGCCGUCGGAGCUGAGCGAGGCGCUGCAGCUCAUUAUUAACAAGGAAAUGCACCCCCUGUACAUCCACUGUCUCGAUGGCCGGUACGUCACCGGUCUCAUCAUCAUGGUGCUGCGCAAGCUGCUGCAGUGGGAUGCAAAAGUCGCCCACGCCGAGUUUCAGCGCUUCACCCGCGAGGUGCAGGAUGAGGUGGCGUUUAUUGCCGACUAUACCGGCCCUCUCCUUGUACCGCCACACUUGCCGGCGUGGCUCUGGGGUGGGUCCCUCUAUGACGCUGCCACUGGCCAGCAGAAGCGCCUGCCUUCAACGAUACGUCUGCGCCUAGCCACCGCGGUCUCCAGCGGAGCCGCAGCCACAGCGGGAGGUGUGGACGCAGCACCUGGUGCUGGCCUUGGUCGAGUUUCUGUGUCCCCGUCUGGGGGCGCAUCAUCGGCCGUCGGCGCUGCACCCGUGAAUAGUCCCCUGGGCACCACGAGCGCUGCCGUGAGCCACAACCCGAAGGGAACAAUGCGCGGCACUAGUGGAGAUCUCCGUCCACAGGCUGCCGCACCGUGGAUGCAUGUGCCGCAAGCGGAGCUGGUGGCUGCAGACGGGCAACAUUAUAUCAAUGUUGAGCGUCUUCCUGUCGCACAGGCGGCAAGCGGCAGCCCACCGGGCGCUGCGGGGCCGAUGUGUAUUUCGUUGAUGGAGCCCUCAUCCAUCCCAAGCACCGGCCCUGCCUCUGGCUGUGGCAGUCGCUGUCAGGGCACCGCGUCUGGGGAUGCGCUGCUGCAGCAUCAACGGCGGUUGCCCUCCUCCUCCAACAGCAACACCACACCGAGCAUGGGCCCUAGCGCCAGUGGGCUGUUGGAGGGUCGCGUGAGCGCGCUUCUCUGGACGUCGGGGGCGGUAGCCCCGUCAGCGGCGGUCGGCGGCAGCGGCGGUAUCCCUGGGGGUGGCCGCGUGAGUGGUAGCUCAGCCGGUAGUGGAGGAAGCAGUGCUGCGGCUGCUGGUAGCAGCGCGAACAGCGGCGGAGGAGCGAUGAUGGGAGUCAGUGGCCCAGCUGCUACCUCGCCAUCGUCCGCGGCGCGAGCGCCGAAGCGUAGCCACUCUUGCUAA